Molecule: messenger RNA, 1995 nt
Organism: Closterium sp. Yama58-4
Lineage: Eukaryota; Viridiplantae; Streptophyta; Zygnematophyceae; Desmidiales; Closteriaceae
Source: the annotation of a GenBank genome assembly
AUGAAGGAGAGGCGGCGGCGAGACAAGAUCAGCGAUGGGUUGCGGCAGCUGAGGCAAGCACUCCCCGCCAUGCUGCUGGGGCCGCGGCAGGACAUGGCGUCGAUGAUUGAGGCAGCCAUUCAACACAUUGGCAGUCUCGAGUCCCGUAUCCAGGAAAUAGAGGCAGGCGGGGAUGGGGAUGGAUCAGAAGGGGAGUCCCAAAAAAAAGAGACUCGACCUUGUUCGCGACGGAAUUCGGCAAUUAACCGCCGCAGCCGGCGCAGCUCCUCCCGGGGCGGCGGACGCGAAGGGUGUGACGCCAUGAAUGACCGCGCCGCGGUUGCACUGCUAGACGCGCGGCGGGAGCAGACACAGCAUGACGGCGCCGGGCCGGCGUCGCGAGUCGCCACCGAAACGGCAUCAGCAGCGGAUGUGGAGCAUUGGCUGCGGGCGCUAGAAGAGGUCAGCGGCGCGGCAGACCGCGACAUUGCCGGUGCGGCGCUCGCACCAGGCUUGCAGAUUCCCCUCGAUUUGCUCCAACAGUCUGCCGACGCCGCGUUGUUUGCUCAGCUUCAGAUGCUCUCCGCGCCGCCAUUCGACGCGCCUUCGCUUGACCUUCACGACGCAGUGGUAACCAGACCUGUCACCGGCGGCGCGAGUUCCCUCGCACAGCCUGCGCGAAAUUCGUUCGCGCACAACGUUCCAAUGGCGACCUCGGGCCCGAUCGCGCGACACGGAUUUUCCGCGACGUUGGGCGCGAAAUCUCCGCGCCUAUCGGCCACUGGGAGCGUAUCAGAUCACAACCAACGGCGCUUCGCGACUCGGGGUCGUGAGGGCGACGCGAGCCGUAAUUAUCAGGCUUCGACCCUCCCCCGGCCUGGAGACGUCACAGUAACAACCGCGACUCAGGCUGAGCGAGAGGCCGCGUUGCCCGGCGGCGACUGUCGCUUUACCAGCGGCAGCGGUUCCAUGUUCCCCCCAAUCUCCCCGACCGGCGGAAUUUCCCCGCAUCACCCGGCGACCCACAGCCGCGGCGCGUCAGGCGGCGCCGCCGCGGCGUCUCAGAAGGUGUCGCUGCUCGCCGCCCCCUCCGCCGCCGGAUCCGGCGCCCUCCCGCCGUCCAAAUGCGCCAGCAGCAAGCUCGCUUUGGAAAUGCUGCACAAGAUGCGGCAAGGCGGGUUAGUGUUACCAGGGGUAUUAGUACCCGGCCAGCCCAAACAGCCCAUACUCUCAGCCGCAGAUGCUGCUAUGCUCGCGAAUGAUGGCACAUUCGCGGGUUUCGACAGACUGGAAGGCGUCAAAACAGAUCUUAUGGCUACUCGUGCUGCGCUGAUAGGCAUGCGCGGCACUGACGCGUCGGGCGCACUGCUGAUCGGGAGCCGGCCAAGCCAGCCUGCUGUGAAAUCUCCAAGUGUAGCGAAUCGGCCGAGCCAAGAUGGUGUUAAGUCACCGCGGGCACAAGCAGGAGAGGCUGGAACCCCUGAUGAUGCAAGAGGCAGCGGGGAUGGAAGCACGCAGGCGCUGGACUCACCCCGCGUGGGCACAUCAGGUGCAGGGGGGGCAGCGGCAGCAGCAGCAGCAACAACAGCAGCAGCAGCGGCAGCAACAGCGGCAGUACGGGUGGCAGGAGUGAAAGCCCAGACGACGUCGGAAGGCCGAGGAGGUGCGGGUCCUGCCACGUCAACGCCUUUGUCAGGAGGCGGGGCGGGUUUGUCGGGUGGAUUGUCGGCGGAGGAUGACUGGCGGCCGCGCAGCCGAACGCGGUUUGACGCCGAAGCGAUGCGGAAGGGGGAGAUUAAGCCACGGAGCAUGAAGGAGAGACGGCGGAGAGACAAGAUCAGCGAGGGGUUGCGGCAGCUAAGGCAAGCCAUACCAGAAAGUCUGCUGGGUGCGCAACAAGACAUGGGUGCUAUGAUCGAAGCAGCAGUCAUACACAUAAGCAAUCUACAGGCCCGAGUGAGCAAACUCGAAAGAGGUGCAGCAAUUGAAGAGAUUGUGGACAGAAUGCAGCCAUGA